CUCAUGUCAAUUUGAUUAUUAUAUUGGCAAAACCAUAAUCAUUUGUCCAGGUGAUAAGGUCAGGCUUGUUUCAAGAUUUUAGGAUGGACAAUCACUUCAAUUUUCAAGUACACCCAGUAACAUUUUAACUAACUUAACAUCCCUCUGCCAGUUAAAUCAUAUUCAUCUUUGUCCAAAAUUUAUAUUCACCAAAAAAUUUAAGUAACCUUAAAGGAACAUGGAAUCGAACAUUGGAAUUGCAGAGGAUGUUACCGACUUGAUAGGAAAUACUCCUAUGGUUUAUCUUAAAAAGAUUGUAGAUGGCUGUGUUGCUCAAAUUGCAGCCAAACUAGAGAAUAUGCAACCCGGCUCCAGUGUAAAAGACAGGAUUGCAUUAAGUAUGAUUAAAGAUGCUGAAGAGAAGGGUUUGAUUACCCCUGGCAAGUCGGUACUUGUUGAAAUUACUAGUGGCAAUACUGGUAUCGGGUUAGCUUUUGUUGCAGCGAAUAGAGGUUACAAACUCAUCUUAGUUAUGCCACAUACAUAUAGCAUGGAGAGAAGGAUUAUUAUGCGAGCUUUUGGAGCAGAGUUGCGCAUUGUUGAUGCAUCCAAGGGAUUUCAGUCAAUACUCCAAAAAAUCAACGAAAUAGUAGAGAACACACCCAACAGUUAUUUCCUCAAGCAAUUUGAAAAUCCUGCCAACCCAAACAUUCACUAUGAAACAACCGGACCAGAGAUAUGGAAUGGGUCUAAAGGGAAAAUUGAUGCUUUCGUUUCUGGGAUUGGGACAGGGGGAACCGUGACUGGUGUAGGGAGGUUCCUUAAGGAGAAAAAUGUGAACAUAAAGGUAUACGGUGUAGAACCAGCUGAGAGUGCUGUUAUAAAUGGAGGAAACGCUGGAUGUCAUAAGAUCCAAGGAAUUGGUCCUGGUGUUAUUUUUGAUGUUUUAGAUGUCAGCAUUCUAGAUGAAGUUAUUAUGAUAUCUAGUGAAGAAGCAAUUGAAACUGCUAAGCUUCUUGCACUGAAAGAAGGUUUGCUGGUGGGUAUUUCAUCUGGAGCAGCAGCUGCUGCUGCAAUACGAAUAGCUAAAAGGCCAGAAUAUGCAGGAAAGCUCAUUGUUGUUGUUUUUCCAAGCUUUGGGGAGCGGUACUUAUCAACUGAGUUAUUUGAAUCAGUGAGGAAUGAAGUAGAGAACUUGCCAAUUGAGUGAUUCAUUGAUCACUACACGGGCUUGUGGUAGUGUGCAUCAAUUCAAAAGCAAACCAGACUUGAGAGGAUAUAGCUCAACAGUCAACAUUCAGCAAUUUGGCAGACCCAAAAAAUUGACGGCCUUCUGUUCAAAAGUAUAUAGCAUCUCACUUUAUUUUAACAGAUUGUUAAAUUUUACCUAAAUCUGAUAAACAGAUUAAAUAUGUAUUCUAUAUGUGCAAACAAUUUUUUAGACA
Erigeron canadensis is the source of this 1424-nucleotide messenger RNA. Its product is annotated as cysteine synthase-like. Gene Ontology annotation, molecular function: cysteine synthase activity. Lineage: Eukaryota; Viridiplantae; Streptophyta; Magnoliopsida; Asterales; Asteraceae. The record is from RefSeq and is a predicted model, not a curated record. Gene Ontology annotation, cellular component: cytoplasm. The transcript has 10 exons. Bases 218 to 1189 code for a protein of 323 amino acids.